GGGGGAGGUGUCAGCAGAGCGCGGGUAAAUCAGGAGGCGCCAGCCCAAGUCAGGCAAGCGGUGCUUCUGUGGAAUAAUCAGGGCCUCGGGGGAAGCGUGCCAAGCCCUUCCCGUAGCCGGAUUCCCCUUGAUGAGUGAAAACGAAUGCUGGAAAAAAUGACUGCAGUUUGUUCCGAGGAUUCGCACCUAUUACCCCUGCUGGAAACCCUGGAGGACUCGUCGUCCUCGCACGCGGAGCAGACGGAUGCUUAUCUCUCCAUCGCUAAUCGUCUAAGUGGAGAAGAUGGCAAGGAUUUCACUGUUCUGGUUGGAGGACAGUUCCCGCGUCUUUGCAAAGUCUUUAAGACGCACAUCUCCAGCCAGAAUUCUGAUCUUAGUAACGCAGCACUACAGGCAUUGGGAUUUUGUGUUUUUAACAACAAAAUUGCCUCUGGCUUAUCAGCUCCCGAGAUUAAGGAUCUGCUUUUAACAUUAAAUAGUAUUGCUGUUAACGGGACCGAUAAAAAUACAUGCACACGAGCACUUUGGGUGAUUUCAAAACAGAGCUUCCCUCAUGAGGAGGUUGGGAAAGCGGUACCCACAAUACUUUCUACAUUAGAAAGUGUUCUUAAUAAAGAAGUUCAAUCACUUGUCAUAGAGUAUGAAGCACUAAAUGUUAUUAUCCGGCUUUUGGAACAGGCACCUACACAAAUGGGUGAUGAGGCUGUCAGAUGGGCUAAACUCAUAAUCCCGUUGGUAGUUCAUUCUGCGCCUAAAGUUCGUUUAAGAGGGGCGACUGCACUGGAGAUCGGUCUGCCUUUGUUGCUGAAGAAACAGCAGGAGGUGUCUGUCGUAACGGAACAGCUCAUGUCUUCUAAAAUUGUUGCUGAACUUCAGAAACUCUUCUCCAGUAAAAAUGAGACUUACGUCUUGAAACUUUGGCCUUUGUUCGUCCGACUACUUGGAAAGACUCUGCAUCGCAGUGGAACCUUUAUCAAUUCUUUGCUGCAACUGGAAGAGUUGGGCUUUAGAAGUGGGUCACCUGCUGUGAAAAAAAUUGCGUUCAUUGCCUGGAAAAGCCUUAUUGAUAACUUUGCAUUAAAUCCAGAUAUACUAUGCAGCACCAAGAGACUGAAACUACUCAUGCAGCCGUUGAGCUCUAUCCACGUGAGGACGGAGGCCUUGGCUCUGACGAAAAUAGAAGUCUGGUGGUAUCUCUUGGUAAAGCUUGGUUCGCAGCUCCCCACGCACUUUGAGCAGGUGUGUUUACCGUUGCUUCAAAGUACUCUGUGUGCGGAGUCCUCUUCAGCUCAAGGUACUCCGCUACGCGGAGCAAAUCAAAGUCUUAAUACAUCUACACCGUUGCAAAAAGGUCCCCUGCCUUUUGGAAGUCCAACAACCCCAAAAAACAGCAUGAACUCUAGCGUGCUGGUUUCAGUUGCUUUUCCGUCUAUUCAUCUUCUGGGGGUUGAAAUGAUACUUCAUUUUCUGUUGGGCCCAGAAGUGACACAAUUUGCCAACCAGCACAAGCUGGUGCUUAGUUUAGAGCCUCUCCAGCACCCUCUUAUUGGUAGCUCUUCCUUCUUCUGUAAACAUGCUGCCACGCUACUGAACUGUGUGCAAGAUGGCUUUAUUAUCAUAGGGAAAGAUGCCUCAGGGGUAGUACUUGGUGCCAUUUGGAAGGAUAUGAUUGAAUUUGUGAAAUCGACCAUGGAGACGGGUAACAAAAAAGAGCGCCAAAGCUCCGAUGUAUUGACCCAUCUGCUUCAGUCGCUGAAAAACAUUGUUAUGUCUGAUGGGCUGCAGGUGGAAAAGUUACUGAGCCUUCUGGAAUGCACUGUUAAGGGACUUCCGCAGAAAAUACUUGGAUCUGCAGCAUAUCAGGUGGCGAAUAUGGAUCUUCUUAAUGGAACGCCAGCUCUCUUUUUAAUUCAGCUGCACUUUCGCGAAAAGCUAUUGGAGCUCGGCGUCACUGGAGAGAGAUUCUUCAUAAACUUUGAAACUCUGGUUGGCUACGUCCUUUCGGGUCCUACCUCUCCUUUGGCGUUUAGUGACUCUGUCCUUGGUGAGUUAAACCAGAGUGCCAAGUACCUUGAGAGCAAAGAACACCUGUGGCGUUUGUGGAGUGUAUUGAUAAAUCCUCUCAUUGAACGCAUCAAUCAAACCAACGAAGUAAACCAAGGUGAUGCCCUUGAACAUAACUUCAGUGCUAUGCAUAAUGCUUUAAUGCUUCCCAUUAGUCACAUCUUCCCGAUCCAAGCAUUUCCUCAGGCCACCAUGAAGACUCUGAUGCGGACCUGGUCGGAAUUAUACAAAUCCUUUGCCCGCUGUGCUGCAUUAGUUACAACAACUGAAGAGAAUGUGUGCUGUGAAGAACUUUGCUCUAGAAUCCUCUCUGUGCUCGGGGAAGACCCCUUGGGUUUACCAUCGUUGGAAAGAAUUGUUCAGGUUAUCACAAUAAUUGUAGAAUGUGUCAACUUUUCCCCAUACACUACAAAGUUUCAACCAAAGACAAAAUCACCACACACUCCAACUGAUUGGUCCAAGAGGAAGAAAGAGCCUUUAGGAAACCUGAGUUCCUUGUUGAAGUUAUUGGUUAAAGUAAUAGAAUGUUUCCACAAUCUGAGUUCAGAUUCGUCAGUGCUGGAAGCCAGCACUUCACCUCUAGUAUCAGUGGGAAGCUCCAUCAUCGGAGUCCUCUCAACGUGCAUCAGCCACAUCAUGUUACCUUCCCUCAUCAGAACGUUGUUUGUGGUGCUCACCAAGCCAGUCUCUCUCUUCUUUGAUAGAAGGUCGGAGUCUCCUAAAGUGUAUAAUAGUCUAAGCAGCAAGUUUGAUAAGCUGCUCGGAGAGAUAAUUUUCUGUCUUGGCUCUCGCUACAAUGGUACCUUUGACAGCGAGCUCCUGGAAGCACUUUCUCCCCUCCUUUGUGCCAUAUUCCUACAUAAAAACAAGCAGAUUCGGAACCAAGUGGCCCAAUUCUGGAAUGGAUCAUUUGCAAAAACCACAGUGCUCAAAUAUCCAGAAGAACUAAAACCCAUAUUAAACCAAGUGAAGUCACAAACACCCCUCCUGUUGCCUGGUUUCACCUAUUCGAACACUUCAGAAGACUUUAGCGCCCCGUACUCUGACAGCACGGACAAUUCCCAACUGGAAACAAAGAUUAGUGGAAUUGAGAUUAAAUCUGCAGGAAAGCGCAAUUCUUUAAUGACCAAGGCAGAAGAGAUUAAGGGCACCCCGCCGCGUACUCCUCUGGCUAAAGCUAAGCUAGAUUUCUCAUCACCCAAGGCUAAACAAAAACUUCUGGAAGAAGAACAGUCUGUUGACUUUGUUUUUAUUCCCCCUGAAACUAAAGAGAGGAUCUUAACAGAACAUCAGAAGGAAGUGCUACGAACAAAAAGGGUUGAUAUACCAACAAUGUACAAUAACUUGGAUGCAUCUCAGGACACUACAUUAUUCAGUCAAUAUUCCCAGAACCAGGAAAACUCAUUGGAAAAACCUCAGUUAACUGAAGAAACAAGUGAAACUGCAGCCAAUUCUAAGGAGAAGCUUUCUGAAUCUUUGCCAAGGGAGUUAAAUGAAGAGAAGGAACCCUCUGUAGAUGUGGAGAUGCUGGACAUCAAUGAGCCGCCUUCCAACUGUAUGGAUUCAUCUGCAAAGGAAGCUCAGAACACGUCAAAUAUCAGCAACAGCUCUACCUCUUCAGAUAUGGUGUUGGGGACACCACCCCAGCCUACGAGUCGCAGACAGUCCUUUAUCACCUUGGAGAAGUUUGAGAAUUCACCUAAGUCUUUUAGUCCCUUGGCACGUACAACAUUUCCAAAGGGAACAGAAGUUGUUUUGGUUCCGGAUAGCCAAGAAGCUAUGGAUGCGAAAAGUACUCUUAAAAACGAAGAAAAGCCAGGUAGUGAUGCAAAAACUUUAAGCACGGACUUGUCGAAAGGUACGAAAAGAGGAAGAAAAGCAAAAUCAUCCCGAAUGGCAGAUGAGACAGAAAACAAACACAAUGUAUCUGAGGUGCUUAAUUCUGAAAGCGCGCAUGGGUCGCUCACAACUGUCGGGUGUAAAAAUGAAGAGUUUGAAGACACAGACUGCAUACCUAAUUCGCAGACUCAGGAACUCCAACCCAAGCCUGCGGAAAUAACAGAGAAUACAAAAUCGGGCAACGAUGUGUCCAAAAAUGUUGAGGCCAAAGAAAACACUCCACCUGUAUCUCUUAACUCUCAAAAUGGAAUAUCUCGUGCUCUGCAAGCAACCGCAAAUCACAUGUCUUUGAGGCGUUCGUCACGAAGGCAGUCUGAAAUACUGGAAGGGGUGAGAAAUGAGAGCGUGAGCCUUAAGCAAGAGCUGGCAAAGGAUGAGGAAAACGUGGCUACAAAGAAAAUGCCACAAUCCAGAGACUCGUCACAGCGGCAGCAACGGGAAAAGUCAACUGAACAUGGUACUGCCGAAAAAUCAGUGGUGGAAGGUGCUAAAAAUGAGGUAAAGAUUGCCAACGUGAACCAGGAAGAUGAUCUCGCAAAUUCUAGUCAAGAGCCGACUAGAAGUAGACCCAGAUACAAGACUAGACGAUCCGUGCAAGCGCUUCUAACGGGGGCUGAAAUUUCAGAGUCUGAUGGCUCAGAGACCAGAGAAGAAACUCCCAAAAGAAAACGAUCUCAGAGGAGCAAGUCUAAAAGUUUUGAACAUUCUGAAAACGAUCCGUCUGAAAGUACUCAAGAGAUUGUGCCGGAAAGUGGGAAUAAGACAGAAUCCCAGCCUUCUCUAGAAAACACCAAAUCUGUGGUUGAAAUGGAAGUAGAUGUUGAGAAUACUCGAAAUGUUGAAAUGGAUAAUAAAACCUACUCAAUCCUCGCAGACAGUACUAUCUCGCGUACAAAAACCAUUACUGCUGACGUUAGCGUGGAGCCGGAGCCGCCGCUGAAUACCAGCGAGGUAAACAAAACUUACAACGUUACGAAAAAUUCCACGUAUGACACCAAGACGAUGCAGAGUCUGAUGACUGAGCCUACUAUUGGCGAUUAUUCGACAGCCGUUUCCGAUGUCUUUCAAAAUUCAGAAAGUAAACAGGAGUCUUUUUAUUGUCCCCAUAAGAGAAGCAAAAGAGUGAGACGGUCAAAGAGUUGCGAUUGCUGCUCUGAAGCGUCGGCUCAGCAGCAGAAGUCGGAGGGAGAAAACACGAACAGUAAAAAGAAAAUGUUGCCCAGAGUAGCCGGGCAUGAAGUGUCCACCACAGAGUCUCAGUUCAAUGAUUCAGUCUUCUCUGGGCCGAGUGCUGUUAGCACCCCUCUGGCUAUGACCAAGGAGGAUCAAUGCUUUUUCAAGCCUGGUGUUAGUGAGGUGAAAUCAGACACCGAAUCGGAACAGGAAAACACGGCUGUCCCAACUAACGAUAGCAGCAGCGAGUUGGGAGUUACCCAAGUGUUUGUUCAGGCAAAAGCCAUUGACGCUUCUGAGGAGCUAGCAGAGGAUCCUGAUGUUACAGUGGCAAAAACAUCUGAGAAGCUAGCAGAGGAGCCUAAAGCUGGGACAGAAACUUCUAUGGAGGUACCAGAGGAGCCUAAAGCUAUGGUGACAACGUCGGAGGAGCCUAAAGCUACUGAGACAAAGCUUUCUGAGGAGGUGUUGGAGGAGCCUAAAGCUACUGAGACAAAGCUUUCUGAGGAAGAGCCAGAGGAGCCCAAAGUUACUGAGACAAAGCUUUCUGAGGAGGAGCCAGAGGAGCCCAAAGUUACUGAGACAAAGCUUUCUGAGGAGGAGCCAGAGGAGCCUGAAGUUACUGAGACAAAGCUUUCUGAGGAGGAGCCAGAGGAGCCUGAAGUUACUGAGACAAAGCUUUCUGAGAAGAUGUUGGAGUCUAAAGUUACGGAAACGACGCUUUCUGAGGAGGUGCCAGAGGAGCCUAAAGUUAUGGAAACGACGCUUUCUGAGGAGGUGCCAGAGGAGCCUAAAGUUAUGGAAACGGCGCUUUCUGAGGAGGUGCCAGAGGAGCCCAAAGCUUCUGGGCCAGGGCUGGUCGAAGCCAGCGAUGAGACAAAAAUUUCUGAGGAAGUGUUGGAGGAGCCUAAAGUUACUGAGACAAGAAAUUCUGAGUCGGGGCUGGAUGAGGCCAAAGUUACCGAAAUAAACGGUUGGGAUAUUUCAGAAGAAGCGACAACAGAGAAUACAACUUUGGAAAAUGUUGUUCAACAUUCAGACGACAAAGAGCCCUCGGUUUCAGAUGCAGUAGAAGAUAUGAUUAGCUACAAAACAUUUGAUGUAGAAACGACUGUGUCUGGAACAGACCAAGAAGAUAUGGACACAGAGCAGAGUGUACUCGAUGAAAACAGCUCCUUAAAACCGGAGUCGUCUCUGUGUUCUGUGGAGACCGGCCACUUGCCUGUCCCUGAUAAAGAAAUGGGCCAAAGUGUGUCUGUUGCGGCUACGGAAACAUGUGCUGCCAACAUCCCAGAAAAUAUUACUAUCGAAGGCCUACCCCAAGUUAGGUCCGAUACGGAUUCACCUCCAAAGAUAAAGGGACUGGUUUCUUUAACCAUAGCGAAUGACAGUCCUGGUGGCUGCUGCAGCUGGUCUCCUUCAGCUUCUCCAUCCACAAGUAUUUUAAAGAAAGGCCUAAAGAGACAGCAAGAAAUGGACUCUCCAUCACCAAUUAACAAGAUCCGCCGAGUCUCUUUUGCUGAUCCCAUAUAUCAGGAAGGAUUGGCAGAUGACAUUGAUAGGAGAAGCCCUGUUGUAAGGAGUCAUUCUUCAAGCGGAUCACCAUCUUCUAGAAGUCUUAAAAUGUUAACGGCAGUGCAGCCAAAGCUCAAUACAACUCCAACCAAAGGAUUCACAUCCCCAUCAUCACGUAUACUUGGUCUUAAAAGCUCAAAGAAAAAUUUGAUUUCAGAAAUGACCAAAGAAUCCAUGCCAUCUCCAAAAGAAAGUGUUUACCCCGCUCUAAUGAACUGUACCACGCCAGUCGAUGUCAUCCUGCCUCAGAUUACUUCUAAUAUGUGGGCAAGAGGACUAGGACAGUUAAUACGUGCAAAGAACAUUAAAACAAUUGGUGAUCUCAGUACACUGACACCUUCAGAAAUAAAGACACUGCCUGUCCGCUCCCCCAAAAUUUCCACGGUGAAGAAAGCUCUCCGGAUCUACCAUGAGCAGCAGACCAAGGCCAAAGGAUUUGAUGAAUUUGCUGUUCUUGGGGAGACUGAAAAGCUACUCGGUGGUAUUGAUGAGAAGUCAUCUUCAGCAGAUGAAGAGAAACUUGCAACAGAUUUGAUCGAACCAUCGGCCACUGGCUUGGGCCCUCCGUCGACUUUGGACGUCUUAUCUCAGAUCAGUGCGCUUUCCCUGCAGAUGGCUUCAGAGGACUUCGGCAAAUACUCCGGCAGCCAACUCUUUGAAGCACAGGAGAAACUUGGACAAAUGUCCAGCUGCAUCCUCAAACAUCUGCAGUCCCGGUGGACAUCUCCUCCUCACGGCAGCUCCGUGCCGGCCGAGACUGGGUCAUAAACACGUUAAACGUUCUCCUGCAUGCGGGACUUUUUUUUUUACUCCUUUUUACGGAAGUUCAAGAUCGGCCAAGUGUUAUUUUUAAGAUUAUCAUGUGUGGUC
This is a messenger RNA of Spea bombifrons (plains spadefoot toad), 7581 nucleotides long. It is a transcript of the gene RIF1, whose product is annotated as replication timing regulatory factor 1. The record is from RefSeq and is a predicted model, not a curated record. NCBI's taxonomy places the organism in Eukaryota, Metazoa, Chordata, Amphibia, Anura, Pelobatidae. Bases 145 to 7479 code for a protein of 2444 amino acids. Gene Ontology annotation, biological process: telomere maintenance. The transcript has 36 exons. Gene Ontology annotation, cellular component: nucleus.